CAAUGGGAGGUUACUGAAGGAUGGUCCUCAGUACAGAGUGAAUUAUGGCAGUUUGGAAAGCAAAGGAGCUCCAAAAUACUCCAGCACCUUCCCAGCUUCCCUUCCACCUGUCAGCCUAUUACCCCAUGAAAAAGACCAGCAGAUCAUCAGGAUGUGACAGAAGACUUGGUCCAUUAGAAGUGCAUUAGAGCUCUCCCUUUGUCAGUCUGAACAUUCACACUGAGAGUACCAAAUGCAGACUCUGAACCUUUCUUCCUGAAUGAAAAGUGAUCAGAAGAGAUACAGUAUGGCCUGUGUGGGGCAAGGUAGUUGUGUUGUGUCUGGGUUGUUGUUAGCUUGUUUGGAGUUUUUUUGCUUGUUUGGUUUUGGGAUUUCUGGUUUUGUUUGCUUGCUUCAAUCGCCCACCCAAAGCGUCUGAGUAUGUAGUGCACUGAGAAGAUAAAUAGUGUUGAAAUGCAGUGUCACUCAAUUCAGUUUUGCAGACCUGGAGCCUUGACUAUGUGACAGGAGUGUUGAGUGGUUUGCAUUCUAUGAAUACUUGGAACAGGGAGCUGGAAGUGCUAAAGAUUUGUCUUAGUGUUGAUGCUGUGGAGCUGCUUUUUGCAUCCCUAUUAACUGGGCGAUCCAGUUCAACUAGAUAUAGUUCUCUUGUUUCAUUAGAUUUAGAAAUAGCGGCAGUUAGUUACAGAAAUACAGCAGCCAUGUUUCCUCCUGUUAUCCAUAGGCCUGGAAGAAAGGAUUUGUGUAAGAAUGGUGUUUCAAGUGUUAUCCUGGCUUUUCUGGAUUUGGGCAAAGUUGUAUUAACUGCUGAGUUGCAGCAAGAGAAAGCAUGCAGUGCAGCUGUUUAAAUUUUCCCCUACUCGAUCCCUUUCCAUUCCCGUGUGUGUGGAGGGUUGCUCUUCCAUUUCUGAAUGAAGAGAUACAAGUACAAGGUUCAUGAAAGAUAGAUCUUGUUGGAAGGUCAGGAGCUUUUGGCAGCUAUAUGGUGUCUAGGUGGUAUAUUUUAAGUGUCAUGAGUAGUAUAUAUUAUAUAAAGGACUUUUCAGUUAUUUGAAAUAUUCUGGUGGCACUGAGGUAAAUGCUCACUUGGUGUUUGGACAGGUGACUUGAAGCAAUGCACUUCAGAAGGUGCCUGAUUUAGUGUUAACUGGGUGUGUGAAGGACAGCAUCCUGCCAGAGGUGGAGCUGCCUUAAGAGUGAAGAAGACUGAGAACAGUGGUAUGCUUCAGGAUGAAGACUUCCAGCAUCUUUUUUUGCAUCCUGAAAAAAGAAAAAACCCAGAAAAAAUCCUCCUCAAAUAAAGAAAUAAAAAAGCCAAAAAACCUACACACACAAGAAAGCAGAAAAAGAAUUCAUUCUGUUGUGCAGCCAUUUGAUCUCGUGAGCUUCACUAUGUUGCAGUGCAUAUUUAAACAAUUUAACUGCUCUUAUGUGCUCUUCCUUAUGCUCAAGUGUAUCGUGCAUAGAUACCCUCCCUUUUGCUUCACACCUUUUCUCACCAAGCAUUUCCUGAAAAGGGCUGUAUGAAUAUGUUUACCAGAAAAUGCAGUGUAAAAACUGGUUACAUAGUAGGGAAGGGUGUGAAGAGAGAGGAAAAUUGAGUGAUACUUAGCUUUUCAAUAAGGCUUUGAAGCAUUACAGUGCGCUUCUGGAAAUGCAGCCAAGUGGUAUUUAAAACUUAUGGUUAGUUUUAAGAGCUUUAAUGGUGUCAAUUGUAGAAUGGCAAUAUUGCUGAUGUUUUCUCUGUUUUCAUUGUCACUUGGACAAGCACUAGGAAAGUUCUGUAGUUUGGGAGCUGCAUGAAACCUAGUGAGUCUUGGGAGUUAGCCAUCUCCUGAGCACAAGUGCUGUGUGCUAUAAACUCAAAGAAACAGAUAUUUGUGGGUUGUAGGCAGCUCUUUAUUUGCCUAUUUUAGACAUAAUUUAAAAGGAUAAAUUGAGCUUUUAAAGAUGAAGAGGGAGUGGCCAUUGUAACAUUAUCAGAGGGCUGUGGGAAUGCAUAGUGUAUCUCAGCAGUUUAAUUUUUGCUAUGUUCAGAAUAAUUAGUACUUAAAGUUCAAAGAUUGUUCAAAUGGAGAUGGCUUGAUGUUGGUUCUCCUCAAUGCUCUCUUGAACAGCAUCAGCAAAUGUGUUUUUCAUAUGAUUCUUGGCAUGAAAAAAAUUACUAAUCUUUCACUUUCAUUUUGUCUUUCUAAGCUGACUUUCAUGCAAAACUGAACUUGUUUUAUUAAUUUUUCUUACCCUGAACUCCUAUCUAAUUUUGUUUUCACUGGCCUAUGUGCAUUUAGAUUUUCAAAUGUAACUUGGCAUGGGUUGAAUUUCAGUUUUCUGGUAUGUAUCUUGUGCCAGUGCAGACACUGGGUGUUCCUCCUUCUGUCUUUCAGGCAAAGGGCCAAUCUAUAACAAAUUGCUUUUUUUGGCGUUCAGGCUCCUCCUUGCUCAGUUUUUAAGCUUCCUGCCUUCCUGUGGGUAGGCAGCAAGACAGCGUUGGUUGAGAUUUCUUGUUGCUUCUGUCCGCUAGAUUUCCACUGUGCAGAAACAGAAAAGGGAGGCAGAAAUGAAUGCACAGUGUGUCAUGCAGGUUUACACAUAAGGGGAUAUUUGUAAUGCUGAACUUCGGGAGCUGCCUUUGUGUGGCGUCUGGGCUUUCUGAGGCCGCGAGCUGAUCCCAUCCCAAUAUGUAGCUUUUGCUUGGGAACGAAAGAAUCAAAUCGUGAAAAAAAGCCAGAAGAGCUCUUGUCUUGUGCAGAUUGUGGCAGCAGUGGACAUCCAUCAUGUUUGAAAUUCUGUCCUGAGUUAACAACAAAUGUGAAGGCGUUGAGGUGGCAGUGCAUUGAAUGCAAGACCUGCAGUGCAUGUAGGAUCCAAGGCAAAAAUGCAGAUAACAUGCUUUUUUGCGACUCCUGUGAUAGAGGGUUCCACAUGGAGUGCUGUGACCCGCCACUAUCCCGAAUGCCAAAAGGGAUGUGGAUUUGCCAGGUCUGUAGACCAAAGAAGAAAGGGAGAAAGCUGCUUCAUGAGAAGGCUGCGCAAAUAAGGAGACGAUAUGCAAAACCUAUUGGACGACCGAAAAAUAAAUUAAAGCAACGAAUGUUGUCUGUAACCAGUGAUGAAGGAUCCGUGAAUGCAUUCACAGGAAGGGGGUCACCUGGUAGGGGUCAAAAGACUAAAGUCUGUACCACACCUUCAUCUGGUCAUGCUGCAUCUGUGAAGGAUUCAAGCAGCAGAUUGCCUGUUACAGACCCCACUCGGCCUGGUGCCACCACCAAAAUCACCACCACCUCCACCUACAUAUCUGCCUCUACACUUAAAGUUAACAAGAAAACCAAAGGUCUCAUUGAUGGCCUUACUAAGUUCUUUACACCAUCACCUGAUGGUCGCAGAUCACGAGGUGAAAUAAUAGACUUUUCAAAGCACUAUCGUCCAAGGAAAAAGGUCUCUCAGAAACAGUCAUGCACUUCUCUUGUGUUGGCUACAGAUACUGAAAUCAAAUUAAGCAUCAAACAAGAAAAUACGGAUGUAUUUCUGUUGGGAAGCAAGGACACUGUUACACAGGAGGAUUUGGAAGUGUUUAAGCAGGCCCGAGAACUUUCCCUGGAGAAAAUUGGAUGUAAAAACACUGGUGAAACAAGUGGGCGAUACCCUUCAGUGAUUGAGUUUGGAAAAUAUGAGAUCCAGACCUGGUACUCUUCACCUUACCCACAGGAAUAUGCAAGAUUACCAAAGCUUUACCUGUGUGAAUUCUGUCUUAAAUACAUGAAAAGUAAAAACAUUUUGCUAAGGCACUCAGAGAAAUGUGGCUGGUUUCAUCCUCCAGCCAAUGAAAUCUACAGAAGAAAUGACCUUUCAGUAUUUGAGGUUGAUGGAAAUGUGAGCAAAAUUUAUUGUCAGAAUCUUUGUUUGUUAGCGAAGCUCUUUCUGGACCACAAAACGUUGUAUUAUGAUGUUGAACCAUUCCUCUUCUAUGUCCUUACAAAAAAUGAUGAGAAAGGCUGCCAUUUAGUUGGAUAUUUCUCUAAGGAAAAGCUUUGCCAGCAGAAGUACAAUGUCUCCUGCAUAAUGAUCAUGCCCCAAUACCAAAGGCAAGGAUUUGGAAGGUUUCUCAUUGAUUUCAGUUAUUUACUUUCUAGAAGAGAGGGUCAAGCAGGAUCCCCUGAAAAGCCAUUGUCUGAUCUGGGUCGUCUCUCCUACUUGGCUUACUGGAAAAGUGUCAUUUUGGAAUACCUGAACUGCCACCAUGAAAAACAAAUCAGCAUCAAAGGGAUGAGCCGAGCUACUGGAAUGUGUCCACACGAUAUUGCCACAACCCUGCAGCAACAUAGCAUGAUAGAUAAAAGAGAAGAUAGAUUUGUAAUUAUUAGAAGGGAAAAGCUGAUUUCAAGUCAUAUGGAGAAACUGAAAGCGAAUCCACGUGUCAAUGAAGUAGAUCCCGAAAGCUUGAGAUGGACUCCUUUGUUAGUUCCUAAUGCUGCAGUUUCUGAGGAAGAGAGGGAAGCAGAAAAGGAGGCUGAGCGUCUUAUGGAACAAGCUAGCUGCUGGGAAAAGGAAGAGCAAGAAAUAUUCUCCACAAGAACUAAUAGUAGGCAAUCACCUGCAAAAGUACAAUCUAAAAAUAAAUAUUUGCGAUCUCCAGAAAGUGUGGCCGUGGUGGGGGAGCGAGGGCAAUCCACAGAACAAUCUAAGGAAAGCAGUGAGGAGGAUGGCGGGGAUGAGAAUCAACAGAGUUCGCCUCCCCGGCUGACCAAGCCCCAGUCGCUGGCCAUGAAGAGAAAGAGACCUUUCAUACUGAAAAAGAAAAGGGGCCGUAAACGCAGAAGGAUAAAUAGCAGUGUUACAACAGAGACAAUUUCUGAAACAACCGAGGUGUUGAAUGAGCCAUUUGAUAACUCAGAUGAAGAGCGCCCCAUGCCACAGCUGGAACCCACCUGUGAGGUGGAUGGAGAAGAUGAUGACUUGAAGCCUGUGAUUAGAAAGGCUUUUGAGUAUCAACCUGGGCAGCAAAAACAGGAGGAAGAAGAGCAGAACAAGGAGGAGAAAGAUAAUCAUUGUUACAGGCGUGAUGAAAAUUGUACAGAUAAUACAGAGGAUGUAGCUGUGUUGGAAGAAAGCACUAAAGACAAUCUUGAACCUUUAAAGAGUAAGCAGGGUUGGCCCAAAGGAGUUAAACGUGGUCCAUCUAAAUGGAGGCAAAGCAAAGAAAGAAAACCUGGCUUUAAGCUUAAUUUGUACACUCCACCCGAGACUCCCAUGGAGACUGACUAUCAGGUGCUGGUGGAAGAACAAAAGGAAGUAGCUGAAGAAAAGCCCUGUUCAGUUCCUGCUGUUACAGAGGAAUCUAUUAAAGAACCUGCUGAAGCACUGCCACCACCGGAUGAUGAGGUGAAAGAAGUAGAACCUGAACCUCUGCAUCCACCCAGUGAACCCUUUGAAAAACAAGAAAAUGAUACUAUUAAAGCUGGGGAAGAAGAAAGGAGCAUAGAGGAAGAUGGAAUCGAUUCAAAAGAUCAAGAAAAAGACAAAGCAGCAGAAGUUUUUGUGCAGAAAGAGGAGUCUGUGCAUUUGGAUGAUCAGGAGGAAGAGGAGGAAGAGGAUGAAGAACCUGCUCACAAUGAAGAUCACGAUGCAGAUGAUGAAGAUGAUAGUCACAUGGGCUCAACAGAAGUGGAGAAAGAGGAAUUGCCUGGUGAAGCUUUCAAAGAAAUGCUGGAAACUCAGCAAUCUUUUUUAGACGUAAAUGUUCAAACUGGUAAUUCAAAUCAGGAGGAGUUAAUGGAUUGUGGCGUUGACCUUGCAGCUGAUGAGUGUGCAAGUGACCAGAAAGAACUUGCUACAGAUUCAGACCCAGUGCCUGAAUCUGAUGAUGAUCAUGCAGACAACAACCAGGACCAAAAAGCUGGUGAAGAAUUACAUUCCGAUUUCAAGGGAGAAAGUACUGAGACCAUGGAGAUUGACUCAGAGACCGUUCAGGCAGUACAGUCUCUAACCCAAGAAACAAGUGAACAUGAAGAUACAUUUCAGGACUGUGCAGAGACUCAAGAGGCCUGUAGAAGUUUGCAGAACUAUGCCCACAAUGACCAAAGUCCCCAGAUGACCACACUGGAUGACUGUCAGCAAUCUGACCACAGCAGCCCAGUUUCAUCUGUGCACUCUCAUCCCAGCCAGUCAGUUCGUUCUGUUAAUAGUCCAAAUGUUGCUCCUUUAGAGAACAGCUAUGCUCAGAUCAGCCCAGAUCAAAGUGCCAUUUCUGUGCCGUCUCUGCAGAACAUGGAGACCAGCCCAAUGAUGGAUGUUCCCUCAGUUUCUGAUCAUUCGCAGCAAGUUGUGGAUAGUGGGUUUAGUGACUUAGGAAGUAUUGAGAGCACAACAGAAAACUAUGAAAACCCAAGCAGUUACGAUUCUACGAUGGGUAGUAGUAUCUGUGGAAACAACUCUUCUCAAAACAGUUGCUCGUACAGCAGCCUUACGUCUAGUAACCUAACACAGAGUAGCUGUGCGGUGACCCAGCAGAUAUCUAACAUUAAUGGAAGCUGCAGUAUGAUGCAACAAGCAAACAUCAACUCUCCUCCCACUUGUAAUGUAAAAUCUCCCCAAGGCUGUGUUGUUGAAAGGCCUCCAAGUGGCAGCCAACAGUUAUCCCAGUGCAGCAUGGCUGCUAAUUUCACUCCACCUAUGCAGUUGACUGAAAUCCCCGAGACUAGCAAUGCCAACAUUGGAUUAUAUGAAAGAAUGGGGCAGAGUGAAUUUGGAGCAGGGCAUUACUCACAGCCAUCUGCCACCUUCAGCCUUGCUAAACUGCAACAGUUAACUAAUACGCUUAUGGAUCAUUCUUUGCCUUACAGCCAUUCAGCUGCUGUAACUUCCUAUGCAAACAGUGCCUCUUUGUCUGCCCCCUUAAGUAACACAGGGCUUGUUCAGCUUUCUCAGUCUCCACAUGCCGUUCCUGGAGGACCCCAAGCACAGGCUACCAUGACCCCUCCCCCCAACCUUACUCCUCCUCCCAUGAAUUUGCCACCUCCCCUUUUGCAGCGUAACAUGACUUCAUCGAAUAUUGGAAUAUCCCACACCCAAAGACUGCAGACUCAGAUGGCCAGCAAAGGUCAUGUCUCUGUAAGAACCAAAUCCACACCUCUGCCACCUGCUGCUGCAGCCCAUCAGCCCCAAAUUUAUGGGCGAGCUUCACAGACUGUGGCCAUGCAAGGGCCUGCGCGGACCUUAACGAUGCAGCGUGGCAUGAACAUGAGUGUAAAUUUGAUGCCAGCCCCUGCUUAUAAUGUCAAUUCAGUGAACAUGAAUAUGAACACUCUUAAUGCUAUGAAUGGUUACAGUAUGUCCCAGCCAAUGAUGAACAGUGGGUAUCACAGUAAUCAUGGGUAUAUGAAUCAAACCCCUCAGUACCCUAUGCAGAUGCAGAUGGGAAUGAUGGGAACUCAGCCAUAUGCACAGCAGCCAAUGCAGACAGCACCCCACAGUAACAUGAUGUACACUCCUCCGGGCCACCACGGCUACAUGAACACAGGCAUGUCCAAACAGUCUCUCAAUGGAUCCUACAUGAGAAGGUAGGCCCGUGGGAGACACGCAACCAAAUCGGCGUAUGGGAUUGAUCUGCACAAAUACCUUUGGAGAGUACGAUUUCAAAACCAGCAAUUGGUGUGAAUGCAAAAACAUUUGUUGGCACCAUUUAAAAGCUGUAUGCAGCAGAAAGCCUUAUACAAGUUUUUCUUUAUUUCAUGCUUUGUUGGUUUUUUUUCUUUUUUUUUUUCCUUUGGUUUCGUUUUGUUCUGUUUUGGGAUUUUUUGUUUAUUUUUUUAACAUUGUGAGAUUUAACUUCUCUUUGGGGGGAAUUAGGUGGUUUUCCAUUUUUUGUUUAUUUCAUUGAGCUUGAAGUUCUCUGGAAAGGAAGAACUCUUUCUAUGAACUGCAAUUACACAGCAGCUGAUGGUUCAGAGCCAUUUUAUGUGCCUGCUCCCAUUAAAAAUGUGGAUAAACAGACUCCAAAACUAUCAGACAGUACUGGAUCAUGAGCUUUUUCUCUCUCCUUUCCCCACAUGUAAAUGCCUUUUAGCAGUUCUUUUAUUGUAUUAUUUUGUUUCUGAAGGUGACACUUCUGCAUGCCGCUAAUGUCUUUGUUAGUGACAGUGCAUUUUGUAGUACUGUACAAGUGUUGUGCUUAACAGUAAGCCAUUUCUUAAUUUUUUUGCCUUGAUUAGGUUACCCUAGUUUGAGGGGUAAAAAAAAACCAGAACUAUAUUUUUGUUAAUUAUAAAACUUGUAAAAAUAAUAAAAAAAGCUGCAAAAGCUAUUCACAUUUUGGUUAGUUCAAAGGGUUUUAUUGCUGUAUGUUUAGUGUAAAGUUGAGACUCUUUUCCAUUUUUGUGACCAGUUUCUUUGGGGCUGGGUAGGAAAAAAGGCAGCUUUCUGUUUUAUAAAAACUUACGUUUUUUUGUUGAUUGAAACAUCUCAGUGUUUAUUUGUCAAGUUUUGAAACAUUUUCGUAUAUGUCCAAAUACUUGGCAGGAUUUAAAAAAAAAAGUAGUGAAUUUGGUGUAAAGUUGCUAUUUUAUGGAAAUGCCUCUAACUUUACAUUUUCAUUCCAUCUGUAGAUUUUUCUAUCUUUAUAAAAUAUUGGAGUUAUUUUUUAAGGGAAAAAAUAGAGCAGUAGCGUGUGAAUAGCUCAAACUAAGCUUACAGAUCGCAUGUAAAAAGGCAAAAGUUAUUUGUGUCUGUUUAUAUUGCUUCCUUUUUUGUAGCCUUUGUACCUGUACAGAGUGACUGUAAGGGCCGAACAGAAGAGGCUUGAUACAUGUAAAAAUAGGACCCAGUGACACUCUUGUAUUUAUCUGUUAUCUUUUUAGUCAGUCACUUAAAAAAAUACCCACAAAAGACCCACCCAAGCAACAAAAUAAAAACUGCAAAAAACUACACCCCCCCCCCCCCCAAGCUGUACAUUUUAACAUAAAAUAAAUUAUGAUGAGCCA
This is a messenger RNA of Motacilla alba alba, 8975 nucleotides long. It is a transcript of the gene KAT6B, whose product is annotated as lysine acetyltransferase 6B. Gene Ontology annotation, biological process: nucleosome assembly; regulation of DNA-templated transcription. Gene Ontology annotation, cellular component: MOZ/MORF histone acetyltransferase complex; nucleosome. NCBI's taxonomy places the organism in Eukaryota, Metazoa, Chordata, Aves, Passeriformes, Motacillidae. Bases 2887 to 7560 code for a protein of 1557 amino acids. Gene Ontology annotation, molecular function: histone acetyltransferase activity; DNA binding. The record is from RefSeq and is a predicted model, not a curated record. The transcript is spliced from 17 exons.